This is a messenger RNA of Trichoderma reesei QM6a, 1822 nucleotides long. RefSeq lists its product as uncharacterized. NCBI's taxonomy places the organism in Eukaryota, Fungi, Ascomycota, Sordariomycetes, Hypocreales, Hypocreaceae. The record is from RefSeq and is a predicted model, not a curated record. Gene Ontology annotation, molecular function: monooxygenase activity; FAD binding. The transcript has a single exon. Bases 1 to 1287 code for a protein of 428 amino acids.
AUGGCCGGCACGACUGGAACGCAUACAACACCCUCCUACAACAUCGCCAUCAUCGGCUCAGGCCUCGGCGGCCUGUCCGCCGCCAUCGCCCUCCGCCGCGCCGGCCAUCGCGUUACCAUCUACGAGCGAUACGACUUUGGCGGAGAGGUCGGCGCGUCGCUGUCGCUCGCCUCCAACGGCUCGCGCUUCCUGCAAGAGUGGCAAGUCGACAUAGCCUCGGCCAGGCCCGUCGUCCUGCGGAACCUCAUCAUGCACGACUGGUCCUCGGGCGAGGUGUCCGCCCAGUAUCCGCUGGGAGACUAUCGUCAGCGGUUCGGCACCGACUACAACAACUUCCACCGCAUUGAUCUCCAUAAGCACCUAAAAGAGGUGGCGACGGCCGAGGCGGGCCAGGGCCCUCCGGCACAGCUCAAGGUCUGGCACAAAGCAGUCAGGCUAGACAGUCGUGAAGGAAGGAUAGCGUUCGACAACGGUGCCGAGGCUGUUCACGAUGUUGUCGUCUGCGCGGAUGGGAUUCGAAGCCAGAUGCGAGAGCAGCUCGGCAUCGUUCCUCGAGUCACGCCGUCCACCUCUUGUUGCUACCGGUGCAUCAUCAGCACCGCCAAGCUCCGCGAGCUGGGCCUGCAAGAGUUCGCCGACAACAGUGCCAUUGAGUUUUGGGGCGGUAACGGCAUCGACAAGAUCGUCAUGAGUCCAUGCUCCAACCACGAGGUCGUCAGCUGCUACUGCUUCUACCCGGCUCAAAAAAACAACCUCAAGGAGGACGGCUGGAAUAUCUCGUCCACGGGCGAGACCCUGGCGGCAACGUUCCCCGACCUGGACGAGAGGCUCCGGCUCCUAUUCCUCAACGCAGAUGACAUCAAGAUGUGGCGCCUUUACAAUCAUGAGCCCUACCCGUACUGGGUGAGCGGACGAUCCUGCCUCCUCGGAGACGCAGCCCAUCCCAUGAUGCCCGAUCAGUCUCAAGGUGCAUGCAUGGCUCUCGAAGACGCUGGAGCCCUCGGCAUCCUCUUCUCAGACGAGUACGCACAUCUGUCGAUACCUGAGAAGCUUCAGCUGUAUGAGCUGGAGCGCAAACCGCGAGCCACGCGAGUGCAAGAGAGCAGCCGAAGAGCCAGGACCGACAUCACAGAACGCAUCGGCUGGAGCAGCGCCAACGACCGGCCAGGCAAGCUGACCAUCGAAGAGGUAUGCGGGUACAAUAUGCAUUCUCACAUAGCCGAGCUGGUGAAGAGCUUCACGGACCCUUUGAGUAGAUCCGCGGUCAACAACGAGCAGCGGCCGUGAGUGUGCUUCGAUGUCUGUUGUUGCUGUUGGGGUGAUCUCACUACAUGUAGUGUAGUGGCAACCUCCGAGGUUUCAAUCAAUCCUGAUGCGAGUCGGCAUGAGUGAUAGCUUUCAUGAUAUGAUGAAACGAAAACAACAAUCUUCGCCGACACAAGUAUGCUGUCUUGACAAGCUAGAUCUCUGGAGAAUGUGCUUAGAAUACGGCGAGGCCAUGCAUCUCCUCGUACCGGAUCCGUGCCCAGUUGACAAUGGUGCCCGUGCCCUCGGUCUGAUCGCGCAUCCUCCAGACACGCUCCACCAGUGCUCGCGCGUUGUAGAUGUAUCCGAAGCCGCAGGUGCGCUCCAUGACGAGGAGGCGGUCCUGGAUGACGACGCGCUGCUCCAUCGUCCAGCAUGCGCCCCCGGCCAUGACCAGCGGAUACAUCAGGCACGGCUCCAGAGGGCUGCCGUAGCGGAUCUUCUGCACUGCGUCCAAGAUGCCCUCGACGUUUCUGACAACUCUGGCAUCGUUGAGAUCGUAGCCUUCCACAAUCUG